Messenger RNA from Saprolegnia diclina VS20, 781 nucleotides. RefSeq lists its product as hypothetical. Lineage: Eukaryota; Oomycota; Saprolegniomycetes; Saprolegniales; Saprolegniaceae. Gene Ontology annotation, molecular function: acyltransferase activity, transferring groups other than amino-acyl groups. The record is from RefSeq and is a predicted model, not a curated record. Bases 98 to 685 code for a protein of 195 amino acids. The transcript has a single exon.
GCGACAAGAUCGUUUGCGUGGUCGACAGCCCGUGGGACGCUGAAACCGCUCGAGUAGAAGAUCGUCACAUUCCAUUUUCACGACCACCGUUCAUUCCAUGACAAUUGUGCUUCGACCGGCCACCUUGGCCGACGCGCCGGGCGUCGCUGCUGUCGUCGCCGAGGGCUGGACUGCGUUCUCGAGCUUCUUACCGUCGUCGUUUGUCGACGAGCAAAACCGAAGUCACUUGCCCCGGUUCCAAGAGCUCUUGUCGAAGCCGAACCCAAGCUCGAGCAUGGUGCUCAUGGUUGCUGUGGACACGCGUGACGACGGCACUGAGGUUGUCGCUGGCGCUUGCACCGUGGGCACGACGCGCCAGAAACCCGCGGCCAUCAAGGACCUCUACACGUACGAGCUUCGGUGCAUCUACGUCCACGCUGGUUACCACGGUCAAGGCAUCGCAAAGAAGCUUUUCCAGGAGGCUCUCCGCGCGUUCGAAAUCCCAGUAGAUGCACCCAUCUUUUGCAACGUCUUCCUCAAGAACGUUCGCGCCUGUCGCUUCUACGAAAAGCUGGGCGCAAUCGAGGUGUACCGCGAAGCCAACUCGAUCUAUAGCCCCGAGCCGGAGUUCAUCCUAUCGCUUGCCUGGUCCCGGGCAGGGGAUAUUCUGUCGCCACCGACGGCAGCACGAGUAGCUAACAAGUAGAAGAAAAGUCUUCCAACUAAGAAAAGACCAUGGCGGUAAAUUUAUGACCUUGAUAAGACCAACAAAUACAAGCAGAUGAGAACUUUGACCUGCUCG